AUGAAAUUAAAUAUCGCUACAACAUGCUUGAUCCUUAUCCUUUCUACCUCUACCGCAAUUGCUGCUCCAUCUCGAAGAGAAUAUUAUGCUAGAUCAAAACAAGUCGGUGAAAUACUUUAUGGUAGAGGUGAAGACCAUGAUUAUAGUAAAGGUGAUAAAGGACACGGUGAUUAUUCUUCUAAAAAGGGUGUAGAUAAAAAGCACGAUGAGGAUAAAGAUGACGAGGAUUACGAAUGCUAUUGCAUUGAAAAAGAUGAAAAGGACGAUUAUUAUUCUUCUAAAAAGGGUGAAGAUAAAAAGCAUGAUAAGGAUAAAGAUGACGACGAUUACGAAUGCUAUUGCUAUGAAAAAGAUGAUAAAGGCAAAGGUCAUGACGAAAAACACGAUAAAGGAUAUGGUCAUGACGGAAAACAUGAUAAAAUCCUCAAAAAGCGUGGUGAGGAUUAUAAAAAAGGCCAUGAAGAAUAUGGUCAUGAUUCCAAAGGAUAUAAAGAUGACAAAAAAGACGAAGACU
Messenger RNA from Racocetra persica, 514 nucleotides. NCBI's taxonomy places the organism in Eukaryota, Fungi, Glomeromycota, Glomeromycetes, Diversisporales, Gigasporaceae. The record is from the annotation of a GenBank genome assembly.